Molecule: messenger RNA, 4377 nt
Organism: Parnassius mnemosyne (clouded apollo)
Lineage: Eukaryota; Metazoa; Arthropoda; Insecta; Lepidoptera; Papilionidae
Source: the annotation of a GenBank genome assembly
GUCAAAAUAAAAAAUCAUAAUAUGAAAAUGGUUAUUGUUCAAGUGAAAUUAUAUUUUUGUUCUUGUUGAUAGUAUUUAAAAAAAAUUGUUUAUAACUAUUUAAUGCCUACUUAGUUACCGUAUUUCAAUUAACUUUUAUUAAGUGCACUUAAUUUGUAAAGAUAAUGCCUGUUGGAAGAAAACGGUGGAAUCUUCAUGGUAAGUAAUCUAUGGACCACAAGGCUCCCUGCGACGGUUGCGGAAUCAACUAGCCGAAGAUGGGUGUGCAGAAUCACAAGUAGUUCUUGCAAAGCAACUCUUAGAGGAAAAGUGUGGUAAAUCUUAUUCAUUUUUUAAUAGUAAUUUUUAAAAGCAAAACUACAAAAUGAUUUUCAAAAGUAAAUUUUUCUUAGUAAAAGUACAAAUUGUUUGACAGACAAUAGGGAUCUUCGUGACCCUAGUAAAGUACAAAUUUUUUGACAAUUUGUACUUUUACUAGGGUCACGAAAUUUGGUUGUACUAGCUGGUACAUGGUGCGUUGCUGGCAUAGAAGAUAAAUUAUAAAAAUGUAGUUAUAAAUUUGGAAGAGUUAUAUUGUUUAAUUAGGAAAUUCUUUCUCCAAUUAAUACGUUAAUUGAAGUUGAAUGAUAUAUAAAUUUCAAAUAGAUUUGUCGUUACGAUACACGCACCACCUUUACUGUAAAUUUACUAUGCCUAGAACCUUUUUAGCCGUGUAGUGGCGGUCAAGAAUAUCCACUACCCCAUAUCCUCCCGUGGGUGUCGUAAAAGGCGACAAAGGGAAACAGGCAGGAAAUGGGCAGCAGCAUCUUCCUGAUAAUAGCCAAAAUUACAAUAAAAAAACUGCGGUUGCCAACCCGCUCGCCAAGCGUGGCAACUAUGGCAAAUACCUCCCAAUGAUCAAAGCAACAAACAGACGGCCCCCAGUCCCCGGCGGCCCCGCUAUUCCUGGCUACGGUGUUGACCAUGGUAACGGCGGGGCAGGGGGUGCUAAGAAUCUCCGGUGGAGGUUCGGUUGCCACCUUAGACGACUCGACCUGGCAACGUACAACGUACGCACCCUGAGGACUGACGAGAAGAUCGUGAAGCUGGAAGAAGAGAUAGACAAGUUGCGCUGGCAUAUUAUAGGAUUAUCCGAAGUCCGAAGAGUGGGGGAGGAUACGGUAAUCCUCGAAUCCGGCAACUUACUCUGUCACCGGGAGGGCGACCAUCUGUCCCAAGGAGGUGUCGGAUUUAUCGUCCACAAGUCUCUCGUUAACAACGUUGUAAAGAUCGGGAGUGUGUCGACGAGGGUUGCGUACCUUAUACUCAGAAUCACCAAACGGUAUUCGCUGAAGGUCAUACAGGUUUACGCACCAACCUCGGAUAUCUCUAGAUUCCUCCAAAACCCAAUAUACGGUGUUGAUGGGAGACUUCAAUGCAAAACUAGGCACAAGAGAGAACGGUGAGCUGAAAGUAGGGAAAUUUGGAAUAGGGCAACGGAACCCAAGGGGCCAGCAGCUGGCCGACUUCAUGGAGAAAGAGGGACUCUUUAUGAUGAACUCUUUCUUCCAGAAGCGGCCCCACAGGAAGUGGACCUGGUCGAGCCCCGACGGUUCGACAAAAAAUGAGAUUGAAUUCAUUAUGACGAACAGACGGCAACUGUUUAGUUAUGUCUCCGUGAUCGCGAGGGUGAAAAACACUGAACCUAAACGUUAAGUUGGAGCGGUCGCGUCUAAUGAAGUCAACGCUCCGUCCCCCUCGUGCUCUGUUCCAAAGUCCCGAAACCUUUCAGCUCGAGUUACGAAACCGUUUUCAGUGCCUAGAAGACUGCAAUGAAGUGGACGAUAUGAAUGACAAGCUCGUGAAAACUGUCCAUGCGGUCGGAGCUAAGUUCUGCAAGACCCGCCGCAGAAGAACACAAAAACUCUCCGAUCACACUCUUAAUCUCAUGGCUGUUAGACGGGAGAUGAAGCUAAAUUCUUCAACAGAUUUGACAGCAUACAGGCAACUGAACAGACAGAUCUCCAAAUGCAUGCGGCGGGACUUACGCAACUUCAAUACAGCUUGUAUUGAAGAAGCGAUCGAGCGGAUUCAAGGCUCCAAAGUCUUUGCCAGAGAUCUGUGUGCCAGAAAGAGCCAACUGUCAAAGCUGAAGAUCGAAUGUGGCAGCAUCGUUUCCGGGAAAUCUGAGAUUUUGAGUGAGAUUGAGAGGUUCUAUGGGCAGCUGUACACGUCAUCGUUGGAGCCACAAGCAAGUGUGAGUAACGAUCCAAGAGCGAGUCUCAUCCGACACUAUUCCGAAGAUAUCCCGGACGUCAGUCUGAGCGAGAUUAGAAUGGCUCUCCAGCACCUUAAAAACGGCAAGGCCCCAGGCGAGGAUGGAAUUACAGCGGAGCUUCUGAAAGCGGGUGGAAGACCGGUACUUGAAGUCCUUCAGAAGCUCUUUAAUUCCGUCCUCCACAUUACACCGGAGGCGUGGAGCAGAAGUGCGGUGGUCUUGUUCUUCAAGAAAGGUGACAACGCUCUCUUGAAGAACUAUAGACCGAUUUCGCUUCUGAGCCGCGUCUACGUGCUGUUUUAGAGAGUCAUUACGAAUCGUCUCGCGCGCAGACUUGACGACUUCCAGCCUCCCGAACAAGCCGGUUUCCGAAAGGGCUUUAGCACCAUAGACCACAUACAUACCCUGCGGCAGAUUAUACAGAAGACAGAGGAGUAUAAUCUGCCACUUUGCCUUGCGUAUGUGGACUAUGAGAAAGCCUUCGAUUCCGUCGAAAUUUGGGCGGUGCUGCAGUCCCUUCAGCGGUGCCAAGUUGACUGUCGGUAUAUCGAAGUGCUGAAGUGUUUGUACAGUAGAGCUACGAUGGCUAUUCGAGUACAGAACCAGAGUACGAAACCUAUCCAAUUGCAGUGAGGUGUAAGACAGGGUGAUGUUAUAUCCCCGAAACUCUUCACCGCUGCAUUGGAAGACGUUUUCAAACUUCUGGACUGGAAAGGAUACGGUAUUAACAUAACAAUGGCGAGUACAUCACUCACCUUCGAUUUGCCGACGAUAUAGUCCUUAUGGCAGAAUCGCUGGAGGACCUAAGCACUAUGCUCAAUGACCUCAAUAGUGUCUCCCAACGGAUAGGUCUGAAGAUAAACAUGGACAAAACAAAUAUUAUGUUUAAUGACCAUGUCACACCUAUGCCGGUAGUUGUUGGGAGCACUAAGCUCGAAGUUGUUGACGAGUAUGUUUACCUGGGACAAAUAGUCCGACUAGGUAAGUCCAACUUCGACCGAGAAGUCAGUCGACGGAUUCAACUCGGCUGGGCAGCGUUCGGGAAGCUACGACACAUCUUCUCGUCAGACAUACCUCAAAACUUGAAAACAAGACUGUACACCCAGUGCGUGUUGCCAGUGAUGACAUACGGAACUGAGGCGUGGUCCUUCACUGCUGGCCGGAUGAGGAAGCUCAAGGUCGCUCAGCGAGCUAUGGAGAGGGCUAUGCUCGGAGUUUCUCUGCGUGAUAAACUUAGAAAUGAGUAUACCCGCAGUAGAACCAGAGUAACCGACAUAGCCCAACGGAUUAGUAAGCUGAAGUGGCAGUGGGCCGGUCAUAUAGCUCGAAGAACCGACAACCGAUGGGGAAGAAAGGUUCUCGAGUGGCAGCCUCGUACCGGUAGGCGAAGUGUAGGGCGACCCCCCACGAGAUGGAGUGACGACCUGGUAAGACAUGCAGGAGGUCGAUGGAUGCAGGUGGCUCAGGACCGUGCUUUGUGGCAUUCCUUGGGGGAGGCCUAUGUUCAGCAGUGGACUUAUGAAAGGCUGUAAUGAUCAUGAUGAUAACCUUUGCACAAGUGCAAGCAAUAAGUUGACAAAGUUUUGCCUCAAUCUGGUGAAUGGCAUAGCAGCGUAUAAAAUACGAACAAAUAAACAUAAAUUUUUAUAUAUUUCUGUAUAAUAAUAUGCUCUUAGAAUUCCCUACAAUGUGUCGAUUUGACAACAUUUUUAAUAACAUAAUCUGCAACUCCAGAAUUACUACCGUUUUGGUCCUUUGAGACAAAAUAUUAACUUGUGACCUACGGAUUUACAGCUUGCUAGAUCACGAAUGAUAGAACAGUAGACCCAAUGUGAUUGAGGAUAAAGGUGAUCUUUAGUUUGAUGAUGAUGAUUUCUUGAUUGAUGUUCAUUACAACACCAGCUUCCAACACUAUAUCAAACCUUGCACAUUAGACUGAUUUUAUUACUUACUUAAUAGUAAUUAAACCAAUUUACUGGGCAGGGUUCCAUAUAGUGCUAAGUGUAUAAUACAGUACAACCUUAGUGUAAUAAACCUCAAAAUAACGAUUUCCUCAAUUUAACAAAUUCUUAGAAAUCCCCUAGAACUGGCUGUAAGAGUUAUAAUCUAUACAUCUAUAC